UCCCGCCCGCCAUGCCCGGCCCGGCCGCGGGCAGCAGGGCCCGGGUCUACGCCGAGGUGAACAGCCUGAGGAGCCGCGAGUACUGGGACUAUGAGGCUCACGUCCCGAGCUGGGGUAAUCAAGAUGAUUACCAACUGGUUCGAAAACUUGGUCGGGGAAAGUAUAGUGAAGUAUUUGAGGCCAUUAACAUCACCAACAAUGAGAGAGUGGUUGUAAAAAUUCUCAAGCCAGUGAAGAAAAAGAAGAUAAAACGAGAGGUUAAGAUUCUGGAGAACCUUCGUGGUGGAACAAAUAUCAUUAAGCUGAUUGACACUGUGAAGGACCCCGUGUCAAAGACCCCAGCUUUGGUAUUUGAAUAUAUCAAUAAUACAGAUUUUAAGCAACUUUACCAGAUCCUGACAGACUUCGAUAUACGGUUUUAUAUGUAUGAGCUACUUAAGGCCCUGGAUUACUGCCACAGCAAGGGAAUCAUGCACAGGGAUGUGAAACCUCACAAUGUCAUGAUAGAUCACCAGCAGAAAAAGCUGCGACUGAUAGACUGGGGUCUGGCAGAGUUCUACCAUCCUGCUCAGGAGUACAAUGUCCGUGUAGCCUCGAGAUAUUUCAAGGGCCCGGAGCUCCUUGUGGACUAUCAGAUGUAUGAUUACAGCUUGGACAUGUGGAGUUUGGGCUGUAUGUUAGCCAGCAUGAUCUUUCGAAAGGAGCCCUUCUUUCACGGACAGGACAACUACGACCAGCUUGUUCGCAUUGCCAAGGUUCUGGGUACAGAUGAGCUGUAUGGUUAUCUGAAGAAAUAUCACAUAGACCUAGAUCCACACUUCAACGAUAUCCUGGGACAACAUUCACGGAAACGCUGGGAAAACUUUAUCCAUAGUGAGAACAGACACCUCGUCAGCCCCGAGGCUCUAGAUCUUCUGGACAAACUUCUGCGAUAUGACCAUCAACAGAGACUGACUGCCAAAGAGGCCAUGGAGCACCCGUACUUCUACCCCGUGGUGAAGGAGCAGUCCCAGCCUUCUGCAGACAAUGCUGUGCUUUCCAGUGGCCUCACGGCAGCCCGGUGAAGACUUGGAAGGCGACGGGUAAUGCGGCAUUGAUGCUUGCCAAUAAAACCAACCAACCAAACCCAAAUCUUGAAGGAAAACUACAAUGUGAUAAAAAGAAAUUCUAGUCAUUCCUUCUAAAUGCAAAGAAGAGUAAAGACCUAACUGUCUGUCAAAAAGAAAGAAAUCCCCCAGUACUAGUCUACAGGGAGCUGCCGUUGUGGCAGCAGGACGAUGCCCAUAGUUCAGGAUCUGAGGGAACGUUCCCUUUGGAAUGCAUGGGAGAGGAGAGACUCGGAGUUGUUGUCCAUUUACCUUUAUUUAACAGGAGGCUACUGUUGAAUUAACCCGUUCAGUCAACAAGCUCUGAAUAUCUGACUUCCUAUCUAUUCCACUGUGGUCUGGGUUUCCUUUGGUGUGAGAUUCAGGCUCAAGAUUUAGCAAAACGUCAGCAGUCUAUACUGACACACCAGCCUCAUUUAUGAAAAGGAGAUAUUAAAACAGUGACAGUAUUUUUUUUUUUAAGCUCUUUUACAAAUUCAUGUUUUAUGUAUUUUUUUAUGACAUGAGCUCUCUGGGAAAUGUACCUCACCCCUGCAGUUUUCUUCUAAGUGUAUUCAUUUGGGAGCACACUGCGGGCGCUCACGAGAGGCCCCUUUGCCGUCAGUAGGCAUCACUUGAAACCUUGUGACGCCGUGAACAGGUCCUCUGUCUCAUCAGAAGUGUGAUGCGCAGUGCAUAACUUGGAGCUCACUGUAACCUUUGUUGAUUUGCCUAACCAUAAAAUCUUGUUGCUAUUUUUUCCGUGUAGCCUUUUUUUUCUUUUUGCAGCCUUGUAAGGAAAACCUCACCAUUUCCCAGCACAUACAUCCCUGUGUGUGCACCCGUUUUCAUGCACCUCUCUGAAAUAGAGACUUUUUGGUCAUAACCAUAAUGAAAGCUGGAAAGUAGGUCUUCAGGCCGGUUGGGGAAUGAGGGAAACAUCCUAUUAGAAUGUAUUUAGGAAAAGACCUAUUGAGUGAGAAAAUGUACUCUUCCCCCACCCCCCACCCUUUUUGCCUUUUUAUCCCCAUGAGAAGCAAUUUCCCUCUAUAAUCAGGGUAAGCUGCAUUUGGAAGCUCCAAGAAUUCAUAUGUGAACGCGAUGGCAGAGCUGUCCUUCUCACGGGCAGGGACUGGGGUCGUGUGUGCAGGGCCAGCCCCUACCCCAGUGACUGAGCAGUCAUCAUCUGGGGAGCCUGGGGGGUUAGUUGGAGCUCCUGGAGUCAGUGUCAAAGGAUCCAUUGUGCCAGCCUUCGUGUUAGCAAAGGAAGCUAGAUUCUGUUUUAAAAAGUAAACAGGCUGAUUUCAUUUUGGGGACUUGUCACCAGUCUGGUUUGCAAGCAGUCUCCUCCCCCAGCUGCAGAGCCAUGCCACAGCUGUGGGGACUUCGAGCUAGGCUAGAGCUCGAGGUGUCAACCCACAUCAGACUGUAGGAUUUCUUUAUUAACUAUUUAAUAAUGCCAUACAUUUUUAUAAGGUUAGAUUGUUUGUUUGAAAACAUCUGUUUACAUUCCGUAUUCCAAUAAAAUCGUAUUGGUAUUGGUAGCAGGUCCUAUCUCUAUAUGUAGAUUGUAUUUUUGUUGUUUGGUUGGUGGGAAUUUAAAAUGCAAAUAAAACUCUUACUAGAGUUGACGUUACAGAUUGAAAAUUAAAAAUAAGACCCCAAAGCCAGGAAAUGCAUUCAGUUUAGAUUCUCAUACUACUUGCCUAUAUUGCACAUUCUGUAUAUUGAUGUAUGCAUUUGUUCUACCUGAAAACGGAAGCCAAGGCAUGAGCUCUCAGCUGCACCUGUAUUCGUAUGUCAGGCAUGGAAGCCUUCUGAUGUGCCCUUCUGGGCAGCACUGUUGGUAAUUACCAGGGAGAUGUGCCGCUGUGAGUCCUUUUUGCCCCCUACCUCUCAUCUCCUCCUCUGUCAUUCUUGCCCACCCCCCCCCUUUUUUUUUUAAAGUUGCCUGUCUGGACCAGGCAGGAGGAGUAUACUGGAGGGUCUUGGUGAAGUAGUAACCCCAUUUCUUUUCCUUGGGUUCCCCAGACGCAGCGAAAUUAUCUGGAGGAGUAUAGUCAGGUGAUGGACGUACUUCUGCGUCUCUCCGUUGAUCAUGAUUUAGUCGGUGCAGACACAGCUAAGCUGCCUAUCCUGGCUCUGUGACUGUGGCUCUGACAGAAUUACUCUGACAGGAGUAAUUCUUUUUAUGCAUGGUUUACUUUUCCACCACCUAUGCUUUUCACUUCUUUUCCUGCCUUAGACAGUAUGACUGAGUUUAAAAUGCCCAUCUCUUUCUGAGUCUGGUCUUGACAACUAACUGGCUGGCUGGCUGUAGGUUCUUUCCCAAAUUGAAGUGAGUCCAGUCCUGACCUUUUCUCUUACCCAUCUCCAGAGCCCUUUUGUGGCCAGAUGAACCUAGCUCCCUGGAGAUUUCAGAGUACUUAACCUGGCUUAGGAGAUGGUCAUGAAAAGUUCCCAAAGUGGGGGGCGUGGGCAAGGAAAGAAGACGUGAGAGAGAGAAAGAGAGAGAGUGUGUGUGUCUGUGUGUUUGAGUGGGAGUCUGCUUUUAUACUUAGACUCAGCUGUGGUAUAUUUACCCACCCAAUAUCCUAUCUGGUCAGCAGAUUAUUUCUUAAGUUCAUCUCAGUAUUUUUGAUUAGCCAUUUUGUUUGCUUUGUUACUUUAUAACUGGUUAAAAGUGCCUACGAUAAGGACUUAGUUAUUUCCUAAAGAAAAGCAAAAAAUGUGGGGAACAGGGUAGUGUUACACUAUCACCUCAGGUCCUGCCUGUGUUCAACGACAUAGGCCUGGUAUGGUGAGAACAAAAUGUUCCUUUGCCAAAUACAUAUAUUAGUCUGUCAGGGCUGAUGGGCCACAAGUGAGCGUAAGUGCGAGGCUUGGCUUCAGCUGACAAGUCCCAUGGCGAGAGCAGAACUGAUGAGAUGCCCAGUGACCUUUUCACCUGCAGCUUGGUUGCAGUUCACUCUCCCCUGGAUUGUAUCAGCUGCCCGCUCCUGUCCCAUCACUGGGAGGGGACUAGGUGGGAGAAGUCAAGUGGACAGCACAGAUCAAGCAUUCCUGGGUCUUCUCACCAAUGACAGCAGUGCCGAUGGUGGCUCUCUGAGGCGCCUGCACACCGGCCGCUGCGCCGGGUUUAACAGACAUCCUCUAGCACGUCGCUGCUCCCGGGGCUCAAAGCUGCUGUGCUCCCUUGCAGAGAAGGAAGGGACUCAGACUGCUUGGCUGGAGAAGACAGAAGAGCUUGUAAUCCUUGGGGGCUCAGGCAGGAGGUGGUUAAAAGAAAGGAAACCAAUAAGAAAAACAGUCAAAGGGUAGAUCUUGAGGAGGGAGCAUGACUUCUAGACAGAAUUCAGGGACACCACCUUCACGAGCUGGAAUGGUGUCCUGAAAUGGGCACGGCGCCUGGAGUGGUUCCAGCAGGACUGGAAGUGGUGCCCUCCAGGCAGAUGCCGAGUCCCAGAGAGAGCUGGCGGCCGUGGGUCUCGGUCCACACCUACUCAGGGAAAUGACUUAGGUUCUCCCAGGUGCUGUAUUAAGGAUGGAAGCAAAACUCUUUGGGGAACACAAGCAGCAAUUGGAAGAAUUUUUUUAUAUGCACUGAAAUGGUUCUAAGAGAGCCCACUUGGCCGUUUCCCUUAAUGCCAGUUCAGACUGCAUGAUUUGUUUAGAAACCUGUGUUACUGCACGAGCACCCACAGGAUAAAGCAAAUUUCCCUCCUACAAAUAAGUAGGGGUGGAUCAUAAUGGAGCAGAGUCAAGGUCAUUGAACUCUAAGCCCUUCCAAAAGCAAAAGCAGGGUCCACAGGAGUAUAUGAGAAGCCAGAGUUUGUCAGCGAGCUUAAUCAACCUAAGAUGGCCUUACGUCCUGCUUUUAAAAAACUAAUCCCAGGGUGGGAGGGGGAGGGGAGGUGGCGGUAAAACAUCUGGCCCAGAAAAUCAGUAAUAACAACAUAUACUUCUGAGCUCUAUGGAUGUGUUCAUGGAAACGACUACGAGCAGGUGCCGUGGAGGCUGGGGAAAGUGAUGUGAUGGGUUAUACGGCUGACGAGCUGAGUACUUCUGUGUAGAGACUCAACAUGUGCUACAAAUGUGAUACUUAAUCCUGAACUGCAUGUAUUGGGGAUUGUUCAAAAAAAAUAAUAGCUUUCAUUGAAUCAAUAAAUUAACAGUUUUGCA
Molecule: messenger RNA, 5267 nt
Organism: Enhydra lutris kenyoni (northern sea otter)
Lineage: Eukaryota; Metazoa; Chordata; Mammalia; Carnivora; Mustelidae
Product: casein kinase 2 alpha 2
Exons: 11
Coding region: 12-1064 (350 amino acids)
Biological process (GO): protein phosphorylation; regulation of chromosome separation
Cellular component (GO): protein kinase CK2 complex; nucleus; cytosol
Molecular function (GO): protein serine/threonine kinase activity; ATP binding
Source: RefSeq, a predicted model, not a curated record